GAAGGAGAGGUUGAUUUUGAGCGAGCGAGCGAUCUGCGAGAGAGAGUUGAAGAAAAGGUGAGUGAGUGUUUAACUACGGCCUUCUUCUGCUUUAAUCUUCCUUCGUAGCCCGAAUCUCAGUUGUUGAAGUUCCAAACAAAGAUAUAAGAGGAAAAAUGGUUAGUUUUUUCGAUUUCUUUUGUGUGCGUGAGAAAGAGAUGUGCUUGUGUGCAGGGGUCGAGUGUGAGAGGCAUAGAGAGAGAGGAGUGAGAACGCGAGUGCGAGAACGCGAGUGCGAGUGCGAGUGCUAGAGCGAGAGGGAGAGAAGAGAGAGAGAUUAAGGGCGUCUUCUGAUCUUUCCUUACAGGAAGUGACUAAGGGUUCCUCCUUGUAACUCGAUUUCUUCUUCUUCCCUCGAAUCGCCUUCUCAAAUCUCAUGGACAGGAAGCUUGUGGUUCUUGGGAUUCCUUGGGAUGUUGAUACCGAAGGGCUCAGGGAGUAUAUGGGCAAAUUUGGAGAAUUGGAAGAUUGUAUUGUGAUGAAGGAGAGACACACUGGUCGAUCUCGUGGUUUUGGCUAUGUGACAUUUGCGUCUGCUGAAGAUGCGAAGAAUGCACUUUCAAGUGAGAACAUUCUUGGUAAUCGAGUGCUGGAAGUGAAAAUAGCUACGCCUAAGGAAGAGAUGAGACAACCCGCAAAGAAAGUAACCCGAAUAUUUGUCGCUCGAAUCCCCCAAUCUGUCACAGAAGCGGCAUUUCGAAGUCACUUUGAGAAAUAUGGUGAGAUAACAGAUUUAUACAUGCCAAAGGAUCAAGGUUCAAAAGGACAUCGUGGGAUCGGGUUUAUCACGUUUGAAAGUGCUGAUUCUGUGGACAACUUGAUGUCUGAUACACAUGAGUUGGGAGGUUCCACUGUUGUUGUGGACAGGGCUACUCCAAAGGAGGACGACUUCAGGCCGGCCAGACUGCCACAGGGUGGACAGGGUGGAUACGGUGCUUACAAUGCUUAUAUUAAUGCAGCAACUAGAUAUGCCGCACUAGGUGCUCCAACAUUGUAUGAUAAUCCGAGUUCGGGUUAUGGAAGAGCAGAACCGAUUCGAGGAAUGGGUAAGAAGAUUUUUAUUGGCAGGCUUCCACAGGAAGCAAGUGUUGAAGAUCUCCGUCAAUAUUUUGGCAAAUUUGGCCGUAUUUUAGAUGUUUAUGUUCCCAAGGACCCAAAGAGAACUGGACAUAGAGGCUUUGGAUUUGUAACGUUUGCUGAAGAUGGUGUAGCAGAGCGUGUAUCCCGCAGAUCUCAUGAGAUUUGUGGUCAGCAGAUUGCCAUAGAUUCAGCUACGCCACUUGAUGAAGCUGGUCCAAGUGGAAGUUACAUGAUGGAGGGUGCUGAUCUAUAUGGGGGCUACGGUGGCCCUAUGCGUACAUAUGGCAGGAUGUAUGGGAGCCUGGAUUAUGAUGAUUGGGGCUAUGGCAGCACAGGAGGUGGAAGACCUUCAAGGAUGGACUUGCGGUACAGGCCAUACUAAAUG
This is a messenger RNA of Telopea speciosissima, 1504 nucleotides long. Its product is annotated as RNA-binding protein Musashi homolog 2. NCBI's taxonomy places the organism in Eukaryota, Viridiplantae, Streptophyta, Magnoliopsida, Proteales, Proteaceae. Bases 416 to 1501 code for a protein of 361 amino acids. Gene Ontology annotation, molecular function: RNA binding. The transcript is spliced from 13 exons. The record is from RefSeq and is a predicted model, not a curated record.